UUUAAAAUAAUGUACAGAAAAGAAGAAAAAGAGCAGGAGAGGAGCGAGAGCAAGGCGGCGGCAGCACCCACUUUCAGCUUUUCAAAAUUUGAAAAACCCUCAAAUGGCAACAACCUUCCUUCCUUCCAUGUAUAAGCGCGCUCUAAUAAGAAAGUAGACAUACAUCUUCUUUUUUCUUUUUUUUUGGAAAUACCUCCCUCUCCCUGCUCUAUCAAGUAUCAACAAAGGAAAAAAAAGAGCUCUCUCAGCUCUCUCUCUCUCGUCCUAUAGGCAGUAUCUUCUUCUCUUUCAAAUCCCGUCAUUCAAAAAUGGAAUCUCUCCCCGAUGCGCUUGUUCAAUGCAUUUUCUCGCACAUGAACAAUGCCAAGGAUGUGGCCAUCUGUAAUUGUGUCUCGAAGCGAUGGAAAGAGUCUUUGCCUUUUAUCAAAAGCCUCUUCUUCCCCAGGAACUCUUUUGAUAACCACGAUGGCAGAGACCAUCCGGAUACCAUUGUAUGCAAGAUGAUAUCAUCGAUUGUUAAAUUAGAAGAGCUUGUCGUGUACAGCCCAUUUUCGAGCGCAGGCCUAGCCUCGUGGCUACAGCUUGUGAGCUCAUCGCUCAAACAUCUUGAGCUUAGAUUGGACAAUCUCGCUGAAUACCAGAGCUGCAUCGAGAGCCCAUCGAAACUGGAUUGCAUUAGCGCUGCAAAGAAUUUGGAGUCUUUAAAGCUUUGGGGCGUCCUGAUGGUAAAAUCUCCCAAGUGGGAUGCCUUUCCAAAACUUCAAAGCCUUGAAAUUGUUGGUGCUAGAUUGGAAGAUCCCGCUUUGACUGCUGCCCUUCAGGCAUGUCCGAAUUUGAAAAACUUGUUGCUCCUUGGGUGUGAAGGGGUUAGAUCAGUUUCGCUUGAGUUGCUGAAUUUGGAGCAAUGUAAGCUGGACUUUUAUGGUGGGGGUAAUUAUUCACUUACCUUGACCUCCCCUAAAAUCGAAUUCCUCGAGGUUCAAGGUUGUAGUUGGAUCAGUGUUCGUGAGACCACUCGCUUGAAGAAUCUUUCAAUUUCAAAUAAUGCUGGGAGAGUAUACAUGGUAGAUUUUGGAAAACUGGCGGCUCUGGAGUUCCUGUCUAUCAGGGGAGUCCAAUGGUGUUGGAAUGCAAUAAGUAAAAUGCUUCAUUUGGCAAGCGAGGUGAAGCAUCUAUACAUGAAGGUUGAAUUUACCGGGGACUUUGAUAACCUGCAACCCUUUCCGGAGAUUGACUUCGUUGAUUUUUUUAAUAGCCAUCCUAAGCUGCAAAAAUUCGAUAUCCAUGGAGCCAUGUUUGCUGCUCUCUGUCAAAAGAACAGCCUGAAAAAUGUGCAAUCUGGGUUUGUGAUUCCUUGUCUAGAGGAGGUGGUGAUAACAGUCAGAUCGCCAUUAAACGCGGAGCAGAAGAUAAGCACCCUCGAGUCGCUCUUGAAGUAUGGAAAGGCUAUGAAAUCAAUGGCAAUAAGGAUUCUUCGGAUGAGGAGCAGCCAUAGCAGUGCAGAUGAUUUCUUCGACGAGAUUUGCAGGUUUCAGCGCAUGAAUCAUAAAAUUGUUCGAAUAGAAUAGAGACUCUUGGUCGAGUCACUCUCUUUUUUAUGCUGCUGAUUAGAUCCACACUGUCCCUUUGGUUCACUAAAACUUUAAUCAUUCUUCAACUAUUUGAUUCACAAAUUCUCCAAUUUUUAACUUGAAUAUUGACAAAUUGUUGUAUUUCAUAACUUUUUUCUUCGAAGUAAGCACGUUGAUUUUGCA
Messenger RNA from Populus nigra (black poplar), 1754 nucleotides. RefSeq names its product F-box protein At1g10780-like. The record is from RefSeq and is a predicted model, not a curated record. The transcript has 4 exons. NCBI's taxonomy places the organism in Eukaryota, Viridiplantae, Streptophyta, Magnoliopsida, Malpighiales, Salicaceae. Gene Ontology annotation, molecular function: protein binding. Bases 309 to 1568 code for a protein of 419 amino acids.